GACAUUCAGUCUGACGCGAACAGUCUUAACAAACGGACGUGUUUAACACUAUUUUUAAACCCUCGUGUGUAUUUCCGAUUCGAAAGUUCCCAAGUUUUCCAUAGUGCUUUUUUAUUAAUAAGUAAAAAAAAAAACAAUUUUUUUAUUACUUUUGAUGCACAAAGUGAUAAUAUACAGAAGUGAUUUUAACUGUGAGUGAUUUUGAAGGGUUUUAAUUAAAAAUAGUUUCGGGGUAAAGUUUUCGAAAAAGUUUGAAGACAAAUGACUCAAAGGAAUAAAAUAAUUGUAAUAGCAUAGUCAAUAUUAAACUUGGACAAUAAGAAAUACUUAAAAACAAUGUGUUAAGUGUUAAGUGAUCUAAAAAACACAAAAUGGCGUCCAUUAGUGACAAAACAAAAUUAACUAUACUAGUUUUAGUGAACAUUAUACUAAAAAAUUGCCAAAGUCAACAAAACAUCGACGAAAGUCCAAAACCAAUCGAACUUUUAUUACGCGACGGCGUCAGAGACUAUGAAGAGUAUUCCACAAACAACGCUGAAGCAGAACCAGAGAGUAUACCAAAACCAAAGACAAUUGUAGAAGACACAGACGUACAAUCAAAAGAGAGCAUAGACAAGACGACACUACCAUCAGACAAUGUGCUAACAACAGUAAUUUAUGAUGAAGCACAAGAAACUGAUAGGAAUGCAGUUGAAAAACCUGAUACAGAGUACGAAAACAACAGAGACAGCUCAUAUGAGAAUGAGGAUGCAGUUAAAACGACAGUGCAAGAUGAGACAGAGACUGCAACAGGUUACACUGUCUCGAUGAUUGACAAUAAUGUUUAUAAUAGAGAAAGCGUUAAGGAUUAUCCAAAUGAGAGCAGACAUAGUCAGUCGGAGACACCUACGCCCAUGGCGACCACGAGGCCAGUGGAUAGUAUGGAGGUGACGUCGCAAAGACCUGAACAGGAUGACCACGAGAGCUCCGGCCAGAGGAGCCCGAAGACCGAAACGGACACACAGCCAAUCGACAAGCGGUUAGUCGACAAGCCUCGCCCCCUACCGGCUUUGAGCAAGAGCUCCACCCUCAAGUCCUGGCUGGAGGACUCGUGGCUGAGGCCUCCAGCGGGUAUCCUGGUGCCACUGCGACCAGCGGCGCUACACCGGGCACUGGGAGUGUGGAGCGACCUGGCCGGCGAGGGGCUGAACGUGACAGAUGUGGUCAUAGUGGGCUAUGACUCUAACGGUGUGAACUGGCGCUCGAGGCACAACUUGCAGCCGACGUCAGCUGGCAACAGCGAUCGGGCGGUGGCGGAUGCUCUGGCAAAGCUAUUGCUUAAGUACCAAGGUGUAUACACUGAUUCUACCAAUGACGGGACAAUGCGAGCUUUGGCCUCCGCAGCAAAGCUGGUGCCAUAUGACAGUGCUCUCUUCGUGGUCACCGACAAGGGUGCUGGCGACCCUCAGCGACUACCCCUGGCUUUGAGGGCUUUGGUAGAGAAGAGAUUGAAGGUAUACACCAUAUGGACGGAUCCCGACCACCCAUCCGUGGAGUCGGAGCUGGCGCUGCAGGACCUGAGGAACGUGUCCUCCCACACGGAGGGGGAGGUGCUACCCUACUCUUUGAUCACGGAUACGGAGACCACUGGCAACUUGGCAUCAGAGACGGAACUGCAGGAGUGGGCUCCAAUGGUGGCCCCGGACAUCCGACGAGCAAGGAUAAGCAGUCAUCCAGAUGUUGACGUAUACGAUACUUUGCUGAUAAGGCGAGGCAGUUCCGAAGCCAUCACCCUGGGCAUUCCCAUCGAGAACGGAGUCGACGUCAUCAGGAUAUUCAUUGAGGGAGACGUGGAACACGCAGUGCUGUAUCCACCCAGCGAUGCUCCACAAAUAGACAUAUACAACCAGACGUCAGUCAAGCUGUUCUCACCAUCAUCGAAGACCAGUAGCCUGUCACCGAGGGACGUAUACCUGGUCUUCCCUGGCGCUACGCUGGAAGUUGACAUGCUCUCAGUACUGCCGGCAGCGGCGCCAGCAACGGACACGUCAGCGCUGGUCGGCAUGUGGCACCUCAGCGUGCGCUGCGACUCCUGCGAGUACACGCUCAGCGUCACAGCCCGGACGGACCUGCACUUGUUCGUGGAGACAGCUCCCAGAGAUAUACUCAAACUGAGGGUGACAGGCGAUGCUGCGAGCGUCAGAGAGUCGAACUUGGUGGACGAAUUUGGAAAUGAGCUGUCUAAACUUGCUUUCAGCUACCAACCAGUGACAGACAACGGUCACAAUCCAGAGGUCCCUGCGGCAGACAUUUACGGUGACGUACCCCUGCCAACCGUCACAGCCUCCAAGGUGUAUGUCAAGGUCGUUGGAAGAGAUAUCAAAGGAGAACCUUUCAUCCGUAUAUCGGGACCGAUCAACAAACAGACAGAGGUCCGGACAAGCAGAUCCGCCUCCAUCAGGUUCCCGGAGGAUGUGAACGAGCUGGAGGAAGCAGUGAACGAGCUAGAGGAAGCUGAGGAGAUGAACAGCAGAGCUUACAACGGGAAAUUGCAAUACAAUGACAGCAAUCUGCUGCCUUUUGGACAGGUUACUUCACAGGUGGUCAACCAAAGAGGCGCUCUACUGACAGCAGUUCAGAUCGGCCUGAGUUCUCGACUCUACGGCGCACCUAACGACAGACUACAGUUACAUUUCGAAGUGACUAACUUCAGAGAGCAAGCGGUGAGGUUCAACUUUGGUGCUGUGGGAGAACUCAGGUUUCUGACGGGCAUCGAACCUACUUCCCGAGUCAUACAAUCGGGCGAGACAGUCAACGUCAUUGUCAGUUUGACCAUAAACUCCAACGCUCAAGCUGGUGCGAGGGACCUCAUCACCUUCACUGCUUACGGUCUAGAGCAAGUGUCCAUGUCGGCCUACGUCUAUGUCAUGAACAGUGGUGAAAUGGUCAGGGACACGUCAGCGCCUGAGGUCAGGCACAACUUCCAGGGCUCGUGCCUUGGCAGGCAGGGCUCAGACUGCGCGGACCACGUCUGGUCUGCGAGCAUCAUCGUCAGGGAUAGAGAAGCAGGUCUCCUACGUUUGUCAUCAUCACCGCUUGGCCUGACUUUCGACAGCAACUUCAUAUCGGGCACGCGCGAGGAGGUGAUGACCACUUACCGCGCGACGUGCUGCGCGACCAGGGUGCUGGUCAACGCGGUGGACGCGUUGGGCAACACUAACAGCUACACUGUCGAUAUCUCUAAUUACAUUAACGAGGCGGCCAUUGCAGCAAUAGCACUCGGCGUGAUCCUGCUAAUAGCACUAAUAGCAAUCACAAUAGCUCUGAUCUACUGGUGUGUGAAGCGACGCAAGGAGUCGAGGGAACUGCCCUCGUACACAAGCAGAAAUAUCAGUUAAAUUAGUUAAAUAGUUAUUUAUUUAGGUAUAUGGAUAAUCCGGAAACAAAGAAGAUGGUACAGAAUUGUAUGCAGCCCAGAAUCAGUCAUUGUACCCUGGCGGAAAUAAAAGGAAAUAUUUUUGAUUGCACAAAUCUACGAAUUUACUUUAAUUCUUUCGAAAUAAUAUUCAUUAUCACUCAAGAAAUGCAUCACUAUUAUGGGUAAUAAUGGCGGAUUGAUGACGUUUUCAAUGCAGUAGUCGAUUUGACGUUUGCUGUCAAUUGUCAUGUCAUAGUUGCUCUAUGGGAGCCAUCUUGAUAUAACUCAAUAACUUGGGUGUCGUUUUAUUUAUUUCUUUUUAUUUAGUUAUACGACACGAAACUUCGCAUCAGUAACUUUCAAUAUUACUCAAGAAAAAUCGAGUCUUAUGUUUUUAAAUAUUUUAAAAACUAAUUAUUGAUUAUUAUAUUAAUUUACGUAAUUAUUGUUAGUGCUAAAUUUUGAAAUACAAAUUAUGAAAAAAGUUUGUUUAUGCGGAUGUCAAGGAGUUGCGUGACGUUUGGUUUUUUAUGGGUUUCACUGGCUUCACUACGCUGCUUGUAAAGACUUCUUUACUUUGUGGAAUAUGUGGAGUUUCUUAAUAUAAGAUUUUUCAUUCUUCAUAUUUUUGCAUUUUUAUCAAUUUAUUAUUUCUAAUUUGCAUGUUGUGAUAACGUAAAAAUUACUAAAAUAUAGAAGAAACUAUAUACUAUUUAAUAUGAUGACCAAAAUUAAAACAACUAUUACUAUUAAUUAACUAAUACUUAAUUAACAUUCUAAGUAAUUAAUAAGUUACCUGCAAACGGCCUUGCUAAGAAACAUUAAUUAAACUUAGGCAACAGAUUUUUUUGUUAUUAAGUAAUUAUGUUUAACUAGCAGACGCCCGCGACUUCGAUUUUUCAACCCCUAUUUCACCAAUUUAGGGGUUGAAUUUAAAAAAAUCUUGAAUCACGUAUCAUUUCAUAUUUUUUUAUGAUUUAUGGACAAAUUUAUAAAACUGUAACUCUUAAAAUGAAGGACUUUUCACACAAACUUUCAACCCCUAUUUCAUCCCCUUCUAUUUUAUUUAAGGGUCACAAAAAAACUCUCGUGUGAAUGAGGGCAUUGAGAAUUGUGGAAAAGUGUCAUCAAAAUUGAUGCAAUUACGUAUUUAGAAAAGCAAUGGAAACCGGUCAUAGAAAGAAUAAAAUACAUUAUAUUUAAUUGAAUUUACAUUUUUAUUUAUGUCUUACUUAUUAAUGUAAUUAAGUUUUAAUUUUACUAAUACGGGUAGUACAACAUUAAUUGUUACAUUAAAUUAAUUUAGUUAAUAAGUAAUAUUCAGCCAUAUUUUCCUAAUUAUAUUUUUGUAUUUCUUUUAGCCAAUAAAUAUGUGUCAAAAA
Messenger RNA from Bicyclus anynana (squinting bush brown), 4779 nucleotides. RefSeq lists its product as uncharacterized. The transcript has 20 exons. Lineage: Eukaryota; Metazoa; Arthropoda; Insecta; Lepidoptera; Nymphalidae. The record is from RefSeq and is a predicted model, not a curated record. The coding region runs from base 372 to 3377 and encodes 1001 amino acids.